Prionailurus viverrinus (fishing cat) is the source of this 5559-nucleotide messenger RNA. It is a transcript of the gene PTGER2, whose product is annotated as prostaglandin E receptor 2. The coding region runs from base 1024 to 2088 and encodes 354 amino acids. Gene Ontology annotation, molecular function: prostaglandin E receptor activity. The transcript has 2 exons. The record is from RefSeq and is a predicted model, not a curated record. Gene Ontology annotation, cellular component: plasma membrane. Gene Ontology annotation, biological process: positive regulation of cytosolic calcium ion concentration; adenylate cyclase-activating G protein-coupled receptor signaling pathway; inflammatory response. Lineage: Eukaryota; Metazoa; Chordata; Mammalia; Carnivora; Felidae.
ACACAAUUCCACACAUCAGGAACAUUUCUUUCUCUUUUUUCUUUUCAUUCUUGCUUGCUUGCUGAAACGAGUGGUUAGCCGUUCUGGUGUUGACACAGGAAAAGGCGAAAUGCUGGCAACCGAGUCAAAGCCGACAAUGCAACAGGCAGCUCAGCGGCGCGCCUGGUUCGGUUCCUCACACCCACCAGGCGUACUUUCAACUUCCUCCCAAUUUUGGUCCCAGCCCCUUGGCUUAUCUUCCUGAGAAUGUUAAAAGAAAAGAAAAAAGAAAAAGAACACUGAUCUUACUGCAAGCUGUCUUUAGUGUCUGCUGUUCCCUUCUUAUGCACACGGCCGGGACUGGCCCUCCAAACUUCUCCAUUGUCUGGUGAGUCACUCUUGCUUUCCCGUUUUCGCCUUCCGUGAAUUCUGCGCACACCCCACAAGUGCCCCGCUCUCUCCCAGCGCUCCGCCUGGGCUCAACGCUUCCUAGCCGAGGUCGGCGGCCGUGCGGCUUCCAGCACCCACUGCCCAGGGUUUGGGUGGGAGCGGGGCCCCAGCGAAGCUCCAGCCCAGCGCCCGCGGGGCCGGGCCGGCGUUCGGGGUCGGGGCCGUCUCCUCCCCUCUCCCCGCUGACGACCUCGCAGUGAACUCGCAGUGCCCCCACGGGGUGGGACGCGCGCGUCCCACCUCUGGGGCGGUUUGCGGGCGCUAGCCCUGGGGACGGUGACUCCGCUUCUGAGUCCGUCCCCAGGCGGGUGCGGAGUGGUGGCGGCCGCCCCCUGGGCGCGGGGCCGCGGCCGAGAGGAGCGCGGAUCGGCAGAGGAGCCCUGAGCGCCGCCCGGAUGCUGCAGCCUAGUGGCCUCUCCCGGAGCGACGCGAGCCCUGGGGCCGAGCCUGCCCUGGGCGCGCUGGGGGCCGGAAGGGGGCUCUGGACUAGGAUCCCUCCCCCUUUCCCUCUGCGUGCCGGAGUGCUCUCAGACCCUCCUCCUCCCAGGUACGAGCCGGGAGAGGAGGGCGCCUCUCUCCUGCCGGCGCUCCACCAUGGGCAAUAUCUCCAAUGACUCCUGGCCCGAGGACUGCGGGUCGCGGCAGUGGCUCCCCUCCGGCGAAAGUCCGGCCAUCAGCUCAGUGAUGUUCUCGGCCGGGGUGCUGGGGAACCUCAUCGCUCUGGCGCUGCUGGCGCGCCGCUGGCGGGGGGACGCGGGACGCAGCGCGGGACGCGGGAACUCGGUCUCCUUGUUCCACGUGCUGGUGACAGAGCUGGUGUUCACCGACCUGCUUGGGACCUGCCUCAUCAGCCCGGUGGUGCUGGCUUCCUACGCUCGGAACCAGACCCUGGUGGCGCUGGCGCCUGAGAGCCGUGCGUGCACCUACUUCGCCUUCGCCAUGACCUUCUUCAGCCUGGCCACGAUGCUCAUGCUCUUCGCCAUGGCCCUGGAGCGCUACCUGUCCAUCGGGCACCCCUACUUCUACCAGCGUCGUGUCACGCGCCGCAGCGGCCUGGCAGUGCUGCCCACCAUCUACGCCGUCUCCCUACUCUUUUGCUCGCUGCCGUUGCUGAACUACGGGCAGUACGUCCAGUACUGCCCCGGGACGUGGUGCUUCAUCGAGCACGGCCAGACUACGUACCUGCAGUUGUAUGCCACCCUGCUGCUCCUCCUCAUCGUCGCGGUGCUCGCCUGCAACUUCAGCGUCAUCCUCAACCUCAUCCGCAUGCACCGUCGGAGCAGGAGAAGCCGCUGCGGGCCCUCCUUGGGCAGCUGCCGGGACGCCCCUGGGGCCCGCAGGAGAGGGGAAAGGCUGUCCAUGGCAGAGGAGACAGACCACCUCAUUCUCCUGGCUAUUAUGACCAUCACCUUUGCUGUGUGCUCCUUGCCUUUCACAAUUUUUGCAUACAUGAAUGAAACCUCUUCCCGAAAAGAAAAGUGGGACCUCCAAGCUCUUAGAUUUUUAUCCAUCAAUUCAAUAAUUGACCCUUGGGUCUUUGCCAUCCUUCGGCCUCCUGUUCUGAGACUAAUGCGUUCAGUCCUGUGUUGUCGGGUUUCAUUAAGAACACAAGAUGCAGCACAGACUUCCUGUUCUAUACAGUCAAAUGCCAGUAAAUAGAUUGACCUUUGUGGACAGUAGUUAAGAAGUGCUUAGUUAGCCAGCAUCUGGAAGAUCAUUUUGAAAUGGCUCCUUGGAGAAAUGAAAAAAGUUAGUUUAUAAACAAAGUGAAGCUACCCUAAUAAAACAGAGUAAACAAACGUUUCAGCAGCAGUUUGUGCUACAGAGGUGCGACAAGGCACUUCACAGAAGGUGUCAGGAGAAUACAUUAAAGCUGCCCUCGAUGAGCAUGUUACAUGGCCUUUGAGAAAAAACCAACUGCAUUUAGGAUCCGGUUGCCUUUUGAUUUAAGCUUUCUAUUGAAUGAGAGCAUAUGUGGUUUUGUAAUUUGUUUAAAACCCUAAGUAGUUACUGUGUGUUCGAUUUCAAUCAUCUAUGCUACUGCCGCUGUAAACAUACAGUGCACAGUCAGGCCAGAGAAAACUUCACAUGUAUUCUCUACGAAGUCCAUACAAGGAAGCAACCACGCCUGGUGUCUUGUGAUUGCUUAAGAAACCCUUUGUUUGGCCAGUGAAUUUGGAAAUCACAGGCACUUUGUAGUGUUGUAUUUGUGCACAUGGGAGGACUCCCUCGUCACUACAGUAUUACGCGUGGAAGAGUAAGUAAGCUCAGCUGGUUAACGUCACCUUCUCACUACUCCUCCGGAAGCUGGGUGUCAAAGUAUCGGGUUAUUUAUUUUAUAAUGUCCGUUGUGCCGACAGUAAUGAAGAACACUUUCGGAAUUUUCCUCUCAACAAGAAAUAAUAGGCUAUUGAGAGAGUUAAUUCUGAUUAAUAUUCUUCAUUCUAUUUCCAGGGAGAGGCUAUGGGGCUAUGUCUGCAACCAAGUAUUAGAAUUAAGAAUGGAAAAAUCUGAUCAAUUCUCAGUAAACCCUGAAACUCUUCUAAGGCUCAUGCUGAGGCUGUGACUAACAUCUACUUUAUAAGGUGACUGUUGUAGCAAAACUCAUGCAUCUAAGUUUUUAUCCAGGAAACAUGAUUUGACUCAUACUAUAUAGGAAAUAAUGCAACAGUGAGUCAUAUCUUAAUAUGUUUCUAAAUCUAAAUGUUUGCCAUGGUAUAAAAAUAUACUGGCAUUAAAAUAUUUCAGCAAAUUUGCACUGCUUAAUCAUCUUAGUUCCUGCAUAAACUCAUCUGAAAUGUCACAAAAAUAAACUAUGAAACAAAAAUUUAGAAAUGGAAGAGUGUUGAGUUCCCCCAAAUAACAGUUUAUAGAGUAGAUAUAUUUUUUAGUGAGAUAAAAGUGGAAAAAUUAUAUUUAUUUUGGCAAGUUUUUAAAAGUAUGGUUUCAUUGUAAUUUAAAUGUUAAAAUAGUCAGUAUAGUACUUGGUAUUCGAGUAUCUUUUUUUCCUUACAGCAUGAUCUUCAGAAUAGUAGAAACACCUUAUUUAUUUAUUUAUUUUGCAGUGUGUUAUUACAGGAUAGCUAUUAUAAAAAACCAAAAAGGGGAUGUCAGUUUUUUCCAAGGUCUCGUUGAGUUGCUUACGCAAAACCAUUUCCUAUAAGUAGUUAUCAAACUAGGUGAUCACUUAAAGUGAUUCCAAACCAAUCUAGCAUCAGUAUAUUUUGACACAAUCUAUGUCAAAUCAGCUCUUAUUUUUAAAAGAAUAAAUAAAUGGUUUGCUUUCCUACUGAUUUAAACAAACCAGGCAAAAUUUAACUUAACUGAAAUCUGGACAUGUAAAUAAAUCUUCCCUGCAAACAAGUAUUCUGAAGUUAAGAAAUUGCUCUAAACAGGACUAAUAAUUAUACUCAUGGGUAAUUCCUAAACAUAAAAUUCUAACGUUACUUUGAAUAUGAAAGAUUGAUUUAUAAGAUGACUAUUUUUUCCUCCAAAUGAAACCAAAUGAAAAUGUUAACUAUAGUCCUUCUCUUCACCUCACCAUCACCCCAAAAUUCUGAAAUAAUGCCUGAGAACCUUAAAAAACAAACAAAAAACAAGAAAAGGCAUAGUUGGACAUAGUCUCUCUAGUGGGAACAAAAUGAUUUACUCUGGGGUCCCAAUAUAUAAAAGUUGAAGCCAUUUAUUUAAGAACUGGUAGAUUUCUAGAGCUUUGUUUCCUGAUGUACUCCUGUUCCUUGUACUGUAUUAAAUGGCUGAAUCCUGUUGUUUUGUUUGCAUAUACACAGAAGGAAUUAAAUGUAAAAAUCCUGUGUAAUAGACAAUCACCUAUUAUUAAUGGCAAUUUAAAGGUAACAGAAAAAAUUAGACGGGUAAACAUUUCCUUUCUAAAAAUCCCAUCACCUCAGACAUAUCUGUUCACGUUUACUGACUCAUUUUCAACUUAAAUGAAAAACACAGAGCUUAGCCUCGUAUGUCAGAGAAUUGAAUUGUGAUAAAAGAAGAUGCAGGUUUUAUUUGUUGUCCCCGACAGUCAUUGGGAUGAAAAGGGAAAAACUAUAGCGGAUUUUCACUUCAGAAUCCCAGCUCUGACGUUAGGCAUCCAGAAUUGGAUGGGCCAGAGUAGUCUGCUCUGAGCCAAAUUGUUCCCAGUUCCCUGUGGCCUCAGGUCAUGUUUCCCAAGAGGGAACUGGAAAAUUCUGGUACUAACUUAUGGCCUUGAACAUCCAAAGAUCUGAUAGAAGAUACAGAAAGCCUCCAAAAGACCUCAAAAGAAUCUCAAAGUGGUUUGGACCCAUGACAACGUAGAACCAGAACAAAGCUCUAGAAACUGCGCCAACCCAAAACCACCACGCUGGCAGAGGCUGUAAGCCCUGAGCGGCAAGCAGGGAAAAUCCGAUCGGUAUCACUGCAAUCUCAGUGUAAUUCACUUACAUUCUUGGCACCCCUGUCUGCUCAUGUCGGUGCGCUUUGAAAGGGUUGUCCUAAUGUUCGUGUAAUGUCAGCUCUGAUUUGGAUUAAGAAAAAACCCAAUAUAUUCAGGGGUAAACUUUGGUGUCAUUGAAACGCAGGGGAAAACAAUUAGCUUGCACUUAUGUAAAGAUUUAUUUCGUUUAGCCAAAUCUCAUGGUUUUCUGAAUUUAGGAAGAGCCCCCGCUUGAGCCAUUUACAGAUGGAGAUGCAGUCUUCUCUGCAAAUGAGAAGUUUAUAUGUGUGGACAUACAGUGCCAACACAUGCAGGUGGUAUUACAACUUAAAUAUUGACGACUAUCUUCUGCCUCAUCAAACACUUAACUUCAUUGGAUUUCCUCUUUGAGUACACAUUUAUAAAUACCUCCGAUCACCUAACAGCAUUAUAAUUGAUUUCUUAAUUUACAAAGCAUUGUGAUCAACUUAAGUACACACUGUGGAAAUAAAUGUUAUUCUAGCAGCUCACUAAAGUUAUAGUCUAUACAGGGGACCAAAGACAUGUAUUGGGCAUUAAUUUUCUAUUUCAGAAAGUUACUCUUUUUUUGGUGUUUUGUUGGUAUCUUUCACAAUUCCUUUCAUUGUUAAGUACAUUUUCUUGAAUUACAUUUUGUAUUCCCUCUAAAAUGAAUGUACUAUUAAAGUUCAGUUGGGAUGGUUUAA